This is a messenger RNA of Rhodofomes roseus, 982 nucleotides long. Its product is annotated as GINS complex Sld5 component. Gene Ontology annotation, biological process: DNA-templated DNA replication; double-strand break repair via break-induced replication. Lineage: Eukaryota; Fungi; Basidiomycota; Agaricomycetes; Polyporales; Fomitopsidaceae. The record is from RefSeq and is a predicted model, not a curated record. Bases 134 to 898 code for a protein of 254 amino acids. Gene Ontology annotation, cellular component: GINS complex. The transcript is spliced from 6 exons.
CGAAGCGCGUCGCCUCGUCCCUCGCUUCCCUCAGCUGUCGCGAUCUCCCUUCGCGCUUCGUCCUGACCUACGCGACCACGACUUGCUCUUCAGGCUACGUCUGACACUACAUAAAAAAGACAACUGUCUAGACAUGGCUGACUGGCUUGAAGGUCUUGACCUAGAGCCCAACGACCGGCCACGCGCAGGACCGUCCUUCGUCGAACGCGCGCGACACGCGCCGGACGACGACUACCCGAUUGCAGACGACUUCGGACGGCCAAACUUGCUUGGCGCAGUAGAAGAGGAAGAGGAGACGCCCUUCCAGCAGCUCACCCGGCAUUGGAUGAACGAACGGCAGGCGCCUGACAUAUUGCCUGGACAGGAGAUGCUGCUUGGGAGGAUACUGGAUCAUGUUAGGAAGCAGUCCGACGAUGUUCAGCUUCUACGCGCGGACCCUGACUCCUCGGAAGACGAGCACUUUCGCAUCAUGCUCGUUCAGACGGAGAUAGAGCGCGUCAAGUUUGUCGUGCGUUCGUAUAUCCGGACGCGUCUUUACAAGAUCGAAAAGUACGCCCGCUGGAUAAGCACCACGGCCGAAGUGCACGAAAAGCUGUCGAAGGCCGAGCUCGACCAUGCUAGGAGAUACGCGCGGUUGACGGAGUACCACUUCAAUCAGUCUGUUUUGCAAAGCCUUCCCCCGCAGCAGCGUUCCCUUGAAGACGACAUGGCUUUCAUGCCGCCGAUGAUCCCAGAACCUGACAAGCUCCGGCCUGUAUUCGUGCACGCACGGCAAGAAUGCCCGCCGGUCCGACUACCUGAUGGUACGUCGAUCGCAAUGGAGAAGGGGCGAAUAUCCUUGACGCCGUACUACAUCGUCGAGCAGUUGCUCUUGCGAGGGGAAGUCGAGUUGGUGUGAUUUGUGUGGAUGAUAUCCCAGUACCUUACUCGUUCCGUCGGUCGUCGUGCUGUCCAUGCUAUCCUCAGUCAGGCUCUCCAGCGC